Guyanagaster necrorhizus is the source of this 1208-nucleotide messenger RNA. RefSeq lists its product as uncharacterized. The record is from RefSeq and is a predicted model, not a curated record. The transcript has 8 exons. NCBI's taxonomy places the organism in Eukaryota, Fungi, Basidiomycota, Agaricomycetes, Agaricales, Physalacriaceae. Bases 41 to 1132 code for a protein of 363 amino acids.
CUGGAGGAUACCAGUCUUGUGUUCCAUAUAGCUUUGCUUAAUGGUGUCCAAUGAAGACGGACUCGACGUUCUCUAUUACACGAUUCGAUUAAUAUGCCAAACGCUAGUAUAUGGAAUGUACCUGGUUCUUAUACCCUUUUGUUGCCGUGCAAUGCUGAAAAGAGGCAUCCAAGGAACAACCCGACGUGUGCUAUUCUGUAUGCUGGUCUUCAUGUUUUCUCUCUCGACGGCCCAUUGGGUUCUAUCCGUAUACCACGACCUCGAUCUCAUCACAAGCGGGUUCGUGAACGGGAUUCCUUUGGAUAAUGAUGCCGCCAGCUAUCGCCGACAGCAGUGCCUUCUGAUGAAUGCUUUGGCACUGAUAAACUGCUUCUUGACCGACGGCGUCGUUGUCUGGCGAGCAUGGGUGCUCUGCAAACAAGAAUACCCCAAGGCACUAAUGGUUCCUAUCGUGCUUUUAUGCUGCACAACAUUGUCUGCGGUAGUUAUGAUUGGAAUACGGAUUGCGAUAACUGUUAUAUCAGUCAGCCAACAUAUCGUCGUAACUGGUAAUGCCUUGGCUCACUCUUUAGAUGUUUCCCAAGUACUGUGCUCGGUGCUUACUUUGUUGACUAAUCUGUCUUCGACAACAAUCAUUGGAGUCAAGGCUUGGCGGUAUAGACGAUGGAUUACUACCGAAGUAGUGCAAUCCGGGAAAAGGAGCAUGACGCGAGGAGAACGAGUUAUCGCGCUGCUGGUUGAGACUGGAGUCCUUUACAUGCUUUCUACGGUAUUCCUUCUCGUCGCUGUCUGGAUUCGACUUCCAUUUGGCACCUUGGGCGACAUCUAUGUUCCUGUUAACGCACAGUUUGCGGGCAUGUACCCAACAAUUGUCGUUCUCUUCGUUAAUCGUCGAGGCCCCAUUAGCGAGACUGACGUCUUCACUUCCCAGAGCAAAUCUGAUGUACCUGACCAUGGGCGAAAUUCAGUGCGCCUGGAAUCCAUAGAAUUCCGUUCAAAUCCUUUGCUUGACACAUCAGCCGUCAACGAUAGUGAGACUGAGGUUACGGAUGAUGAAUUUUUGAGAGUCCAAGACUCGCAAAAUGAAAGGAGAUUCGAAAAGGUUCGAUAUGAGCCUUUGCACCUUGUAUAAGUCUCACAGUACGCCAAACGGCAAAUUAUAAAUAUAUGUAAUAGUACUCUACGCUGUAUAAGGAUCUAUAGGAAAG